Blepharisma stoltei is the source of this 270-nucleotide messenger RNA. Lineage: Eukaryota; Ciliophora; Heterotrichea; Heterotrichida; Blepharismidae. The record is from the annotation of a GenBank genome assembly.
AUGACUAUUUUUAGUGUUAUAUUUUAUUCCAAUAAUCCUCUCAUGUCUAAUACCAGAUGUAGAAGCUGCCCUAAGUUUUAUUUUCUUUUUCUCUUUAAUGGGUGCUCCUUAUUGACUUACAGCUGUUUUAGGGUUCCUAGCCUCAUCCAAUGAGACGUCUUACACCAACUGCUAUUUCUGUUUCUUGAAAUGCACAUUUAUUUACGUCACAAUGGGUGUCGGCGGGUCAAUACUUAUUUUUCUUGCUCUAUUGCUUUUAGUUUAUGCUAA